UUUGUGCUCAAGUUAUGUCUAGCUUAAUAAAGACCUCGACUAUGAUUCUGCCCAAGAAGACAUGAAACAAGAUCCAGCACAGAGAUUAAAGUCCAAAUCUGACCCAAAAAUCACACCUUCUGAAAACCCCAAAAUUUCAGAAUUUAGUAAGAUAAAUAUGCAGAUCAAACAAGAAAUGGCCUUAAAAAUGAAGCUGAAACGAUACCUAAACGAGUAUGAUUCAGACCAAAUUGUUGACUUGAAUGCUAAAAUUUCAUCUGAAUAUUCUCGUGAGAAAUAAACUCAUUAGGGAAUUGAGCAUACUUCAAACCAAGGCCCAUAGCCAGAAAAAGGGAAUGCUAAGAGAGAAUGCCCAAGAUAGCUUAAAAGCGAGGUCUUGUCAUGAAGCCAGGCGUGAAGAAUCAUAUAAUAAUCAUUCCCAAGAAAGAGAAAAACUUCAGAAGGAUAUCAUCAACAAGCAAAUUGAGCGGAUCUUAUCCCAAUACGAGUCUGAUGAAGAUCUGGUCAAGAUAAGAAAUCAUCAGCCUCAGAAGAAAAACGAAAUUCAGCAGCUAGAGCAAAAGAUCAAGCAGCUUGAAACUUCUGCUCUUGAGAAAUCAAUGCUAGUAAGACAGAAGAAACUAGAAUUAAAGACACUUCAGAGGAAGAUUAGAGAGAAAAUUAUUGAUAUCAAGCAAGCUAAGGUCCUAAAGAAGCUCAAAGAGAGUCAGAAAAACCUCAAAAGAGUAUCCAAGCUAAGAAAGACCAGGAAUGGAAAAAAUAAAAUUCAAGUUGACUCUGAAUCAUAUAUGUUCAAAAGCGAUAGAGGGAAUGAUUCCCAUCGUAGUAAAGAGACACCUUUGACUCUUUCUCACUCUGAGAUUACACCUAUCAAAGUCCUUCUUACUCAUAAGGCAGAUAAGAAGAAGCCAAAGAGAGUCACCCCACUGCCAGAUCUCAAGAGGAUCAAACGGAACUUAAUCAUGAAGGCAUAUAGGCCACUUACUGAAUACAGUUAUAAGCUUAAUGAGCACAGAAUUCAGAGUAUUAAAAUGAAAGGAGGCUGAGAAAAUGAACAGAAGAUAAAUAAAAAUGAACAUCGACCUAAGUAAGUGUAGUGCCUGCAGAAGACCGAAACACAAACGUAAAAAUCACAGAUCUUGAAGCUUCAGUUGACGUUCACAGAUUGAAGGAGUCCAAAAGCGUGAAGCCCAGGAGGAUGCCCUUCCUCCAUAUCUAUAACCAGAAUAUUAAGU
Messenger RNA from Moneuplotes crassus, 1235 nucleotides. The record is from the annotation of a GenBank genome assembly. NCBI's taxonomy places the organism in Eukaryota, Ciliophora, Spirotrichea, Euplotida, Euplotidae.